AUGGGUGGGGUGUGUUCUUGUAGAGGUCGAGGAAUUCAGGCCAAUGCGGGCUCGAUUCUCGAUCGUGUAAUUAGCCAGGCCAGUGACGAGGAUCGGUGUUUACUCUAUAAGCUAGCCAAUUAUAAAAAGGGUGGAGAAUUGAUCGAGGCUUAUAAUCAAGGUGGGCAACAAGAAGUUGAAAAACUUAUUCAAGAUCAAUUUGGUAUUUUAACGUAUGAUAACGGUAAAGGGCAAGUUAUAAAUAGAGCAGAAUAUCUGCGAUGGAAAUUUCGUGAUCUAGAACAAGUUAUUUUACCAAUUGAGGCAUCAUUGUCGCAAUUUGAUCCCUUGGCCCAAUGGAAUGACCACGAAGCCUGUUGGCAGAUGCAGUACAGAGGUUCAUUGGGAGAAACACUGCUGCACGUAUUAAUAAUCUGUGAUACAAGAAUCCAUACCAGAAUUGCAAGGACACUGUUAAAAUGCUUUCCCCGAUUAGCAAUUGAUGUGGUAGAAGGUGAGGAGUAUUUGGGCGCUAGUGCAUUGCACUUAGCGAUCGCUUAUGCUAAUAAUGAGCUGGUUCAAGAUUUAGUGGAAGCUGGUGCUAUUAUAUCUCAAAGAGCCACAGGAAGUUUUUUUUUACCAAGAGAUCAGCAAUGUCCCCACCCAGCAAAGUACACUGAUUACGAGGGAUUGGCCUAUUUGGGCGAAUAUCCUUUAGCUUGGGCUGCUUGUUGUGCAAAUGAAAGUGUCUACAAUCUUUUAUUGGAUUUUGGAGCACAUCCAGAUGAACAGGAUACUUUUGGCAAUAUGAUUUUACACAUGGUGGUUGUUUGCGAUAAAUUGGAUAUGUUUGGGUAUGCUCUUCGUCACCCCAAACUACCAGCACGCAAUGGUAUUGCGAACGCUUCCGGCCUGACUCCUUUGACACUUGCUUGCCAGCUGGGCCGUGCUGAAGUCUUCCGCGAGAUGCUCGAGCUGUCGGCCCGGGAGUUUUGGCGAUAUAGUAAUAUCACCUGCUCAGCUUAUCCUCUCAACGCCCUUGACACACUGCUACCCGAUGGAAGGACAAAUUGGAACUCAGCUCUAUUUAUUAUUCUUAAUGGAACAAAGGAAGAGCACUUAGAUAUGCUGGAUGGUGGCAUCAUUCAGCGAUUACUUGAGGAAAAAUGGAAAACCUUUGCUCGAUUGCAGUUUUUGAAGCGACUUAUCAUCCUUGUCUUUCAUCUGGCUUCCUUGUCUUUAGCUGUUUACUUUCGACCUGCAGAAAUUGAUAACGAGCUUACAAAAUGGCCUGAGGAAAUAACGGAUGUCGUUCGCGUCAUUGCUGAGUGUAUUACGAUCCUAGGUGUCUUAGGUUACAUAUUAUUACAGCUUGGCGGUGAAAUCGUUAAUAUUGGUUUCAUCUCAUUUUUGAAACAGUUGAGUCACGAGCCUGCUAAGUUUAUAUUUCUCCUUAGCAACCUCCUGAUUUUGGCUUGCAUUCCUUGUAGAUUAUCUGGUGACAGACAUGCGGAAGAUGCUAUUCUUGUUGUUGCUGUCCCUGGCUCUUGGUUUCUUCUCAUGUUUUUUGCUGGGGCAGUUCGACUUACUGGGCCCUUCGUCACAAUGGUUUAUAGUAUGAUAACGGGUGACAUGCUAACUUUCGGCAUAAUUUACAUGGUUGUCUUGUUUGGUUUCUCUCAGUCGUUUUACUUCCUUUAUAAGGGCUUUCCAGGAGUAAAAAUGACUCUCUAUCACUCCUACCACUCAACAUGGAUGGCAUUAUUUCAGAUAACUCUUGGCGAUUACAAUUACACAGAUUUAAGUAAUACGACCUAUCCAAAUCUCAGCAAAACAGUAUUUGCAAUUUUCAUGGUCCUUGUACCGAUUUUACUACUCAAUAUGUUGAUAGCGAUGAUGGGAAACACAUAUGCACAUGUAAUUGAGCAGAGUGAGAAAGAGUGGAUGAAGCAGUGGGCAAAAAUCGUGGUUUCACUAGAACGCGCUGUAUCCCAGAAGGACGCACACAAUUAUUUGCAAGAGUACAGCAUAAAAUUAGGCCCAGGGGACAACCCCAGCGAUCCCGCCUCUGAGCAGCGUGGUGUCAUGGUUAUUAAGAGUAAAUCUAAGACCCGGGCUAAACAACGCAAGGGGGCCGUCUCUAAUUGGAAGAGAGUCGGAAAGGUAACGAUCGUCGAGUUAAAAAAGCGCGGUAUGACCGGAGAGGAGCUGCGUCGUAUUAUGUGGGGCCGUGCGUCUUUUUCCACGCCAAUCAGGUCUAGUCCAAUUCUGGAGCAACCAAUGCCAAGUGCGCCGAGCGACUUUGGUGACGUUCUUACCACUGCUCUCGACGUAAUGACAUUCGCGAUCGACGUAUCUACACACCCAGAGAACUUAUCGAAGUUACCUCAGCAGACAGCAGCCGAAAUGAGACUCUCAACAACAAACAUUGCAGCUUCAAAGACAACCGAAAAAGUGGAUGAUAGAGGGCUACCUCCCUUAGACUCAAUUAAUAGGUCAACUGCAUCAGUUGCAGCCGCAACGGCGCCCUUAGUGAAGUCAGCAAUCGUCUCGCCUCCCUUUCCGUCAACAAUUUCACUCACCAACGAUCCUCUGCUCGAUCUCAUGAUGGCGACAGAGGAUUCAGUUUAUGACGAAGAAACCUUGCUGCGACUCACUCGCUCAGUCCGGCUCGUGGGAGAAGCCGCCCCUGCCACCUACGCCAAAACUGAUAUCGAUCCGACCUUUCUUGAAAGGUUGGCGCUGGGAAACCUCGAAUUCGAUGCAUCAGCCGAGCUGAUGGCACAGAUUCCGAAGCCUCUUAAACAUCAGUACCUUAUUGAGUCCAGCGACAAUGAUGUUUGUGCAAACGAGAAUCAGUUAGGCAUCGACGCUCGAUUGCAACGCAUCAGGUCGGCCAAUAGCCGACUAGCUCCGGCCUCAAGCCGAAAGUCCUGUCACAGAGAUGUUGCAAUAUUCGAGAACAGCCUAAGUUCAUCGUCUACAACCUCCCUUGAAAACGCUUCCAGUAUUCGAUUGCUCGACAGCAAAUCAGAAGUCGCUAUUUUUUUCACUGAUAACAGCGCUGGUCGACACUUUCCGGUCGUCGAAGUAGAAAACAGCAAAAUGACUAAUAGUUGCAAGGGUCAACGAAAAAAAAUAAGAACUGCCAGAAAUCGAAUAUCCCCAAAAGAAAUACACGAUGUUUUGUUAAAUGUUAAGUCAAUGGAGAAAAAUAAGACAGUUUCUUUAGGAUCGACGAUACAUGCCAACGACGAUCCACUGGAGCCUUGGAGCACCUGUAAUAUCAAGGAUAUGAAUGCUAUACUUGCAUGGAAGGAUCCUGAUCCACAUAGUCCUUAAUUUUAUUUUACAAUUAUAAUGUUGACUAAUACAACGUAUGAAGAAUACAGCAUUACACAAUUCAUUUGUACUGUA
Molecule: messenger RNA, 3396 nt
Organism: Ceratosolen solmsi marchali
Lineage: Eukaryota; Metazoa; Arthropoda; Insecta; Hymenoptera; Agaonidae
Gene: iav
Product: transient receptor potential cation channel subfamily V iav
Exons: 13
Coding region: 1-3321 (1106 amino acids)
Biological process (GO): calcium ion import across plasma membrane
Cellular component (GO): plasma membrane
Molecular function (GO): calcium channel activity; protein binding
Source: RefSeq, a predicted model, not a curated record